GAGCCCCAUAAUAAAGCCUUCUCUUCAGUUUCCAAGUUCCAAAUAAGUUCCCAUAUAAAAUUAGAGAAAGAAAAUUAAAACGUUAAACGCAAAUGGAACAAAAAAUAACACAAACCCAGAUCGAGCACGUUGUAGAAGUACCCAAUGAGUUAGAAAAACCGAAGCCUAAUAACAUCAUCACUACCAACAAGAGGUUGACACGGUCAACAACAAUCUUAACCAGAUCUCAUGCUGGUUACUUUCGGAUAAGUCUCUCUCUAAGCAGCCAAGCCUUGUUAUGGAAAAUCUUACUAGAGCAAAACGACGACGUUCAUUCUUUACAACGAGUAUUAUUCCACAUGGUACCCUCCUCCAGCAGGGUCUUCAUUAUUCUUCUAUGGUCUUCAGCCCUUUUCACGUUACUAUCUCAAUCACUUCUCUACCUCCUCAGAUGUUUUCUUCAUUUCGAAAUUGUCAAAGCCGAGUUCUUACACCAUGUGGGGGUUAACUACCUAUUUGCUCCCUGGAUUUCUUGGCUUCUCUUGCUUCAAUCCUCACCGUUCAUCAAGCCAAAUGAGAAUUUGUAUUACUACUACUACCUAGUGUUUUGGUGGGUGUUGGUAAUCCCAAUAGUAAUACUCGAUAUUAAGAUCUAUGGCCAGUGGUUCACUACCAAAGGGAAGAGGUUUCUAUCAACGGUAGCCAACCCUUCGAGCCAGCUGUCGGUGAUAGGGAACUUGGUGGCGGCUCGAGCCGCGGCGCAAAUGGGGUGGAUUGAGUGCGGUUUGUGCAUGUUUUCGUUAGGCAUGGCUCACUAUUUGGUCCUAUUCGUUACGCUUUAUCAAAGGUUUUGUGGAGAUAACGCUCUCCCGGUGAUGUUGAAGCCGGUGUUUUUCUUGUUCAUUGGUGCUCCUAGCAUGGGAAGCUUGGCUUGGGCCUCCAUUUGUGGAAAGUUUGACUAUACUUCCAAGAUGCUAUUCUUCCUCUCUCUUUUUCUUUUUAUGUCAUUGGUUUCAAGACCGACAUUGUUCAAGAAAUCAAUGAGGAAAUUCAAUGUGGCAUGGUGGGCUUACUCAUUUCCUUUGACUUUGUUGGCCUUAGCAGCGACGGAGUAUGGUGAGGAGGUGAAGAGUGGGAUAUCAGAUGCAUUAAUGCUAGUUUUAUCAGCACUCUCUUCUUUGGUGUGUCUAAUCUUAUUAGUAAUUACAGUCAUCAAGCAAUUGCUUUCCAACAACAUUUUAUUACUCAAUUAACAAGAAUUGCUUCUAUUAUUUCCGUUACUAUAUAUUUGUCCCUACUGUCAAAAAGUAGUUACAGUUAUAAUGUUAGUUUCGUCUCCUUGUUCUUGUUAUUAACUAAUUCACAAAUUAAGACUAAUUAGUUAAUUAAGUCAGUUUAAUUGAUCUUUGGUCACAACCUAUAUAUAGAAUAUAGGCUGGUUUUAUUCUGUUUUUUAUUCAUGUAAUUUCAUUCAUUCAAUUUACUCAAUAAAAUGUUUCUCUCGUCUUCUUUCUAAUCCAUACUAUGGUAUCAGAGCGGGAA
Molecule: messenger RNA, 1521 nt
Organism: Cannabis sativa
Lineage: Eukaryota; Viridiplantae; Streptophyta; Magnoliopsida; Rosales; Cannabaceae
Product: S-type anion channel SLAH1-like
Exons: 2
Coding region: 93-1232 (379 amino acids)
Biological process (GO): transmembrane transport; intracellular monoatomic ion homeostasis
Cellular component (GO): membrane
Molecular function (GO): voltage-gated monoatomic anion channel activity
Source: RefSeq, a predicted model, not a curated record